Paralichthys olivaceus (Japanese flounder) is the source of this 3965-nucleotide messenger RNA. RefSeq names its product integrin alpha-6-like. Gene Ontology annotation, biological process: cell-cell adhesion; integrin-mediated signaling pathway; leukocyte migration. Gene Ontology annotation, cellular component: integrin complex; external side of plasma membrane. The record is from RefSeq and is a predicted model, not a curated record. NCBI's taxonomy places the organism in Eukaryota, Metazoa, Chordata, Actinopteri, Pleuronectiformes, Paralichthyidae. Gene Ontology annotation, molecular function: integrin binding.
UUCCAGUAAGGACUCACCUUUCACCACCUCCAGGGAACUAUUCUUUUACCUAUGCAUCAUGGAGCUCACCUGUGGACUGUGGCUGCCCGUCCUCCUCAUGGGAUUUGGGCGAAUGUGGGCUUUCAACCUGGACACCGAAAACGUCCAGCGGAAGAGCGGGGAUCCGGGCAGCCUGUUCGGCUUCUCCCUCGCCAUGCACCAGCAGCUCGUACCAAGUGAUAAGAGAAUGCUGCUGGUUGGCGCCCCAAGAGCGAAAGCCAUAAAAGGUCAAACAGCCAAAGUGACAGGAGGACUGUACAACUGUGACAUGAGCUCCAGCUCUACCAGCUGCGUCAGAGUGAUCUUUGAUAAUGAUGAGGAUCCAAAAAAAGAGAGCAAAGAGAACCAGUGGAUGGGAGUGACAGUCAACAGUCAGGGGCCAGGAGGGAAGAUUGUGACCUGUGCCCAUCGCUACCAGCGCCGGAAUAAUGUGGGCUCAUUAAUUGAAGCUCGUGACAUUAUUGGUCGCUGCUACGUGCUGAGUCAGAACUUGAAAAUCGAUCCAUCGACGAGUGAAGAUGGAGGUGGUUGGCAAUUUUGUGACAGCCGGCCCAGAGGACAUGAGAGUUUCGGCUCCUGCCAGCAAGGCCUCUCUGCCAGAUUCGAUAAGGAAUACCACUACCUCAUCUUUGGGGCUCCAGGAGCAUACAACUGGAAAGGCGUGGUACGCUUGGAACAAAAAAACGACACCCUAAUAGAGAUGGGCAUAUAUGAGGAUGGUCCAUUUGAGGUGGGAGACGAGAGAGAAAAGAACGCCGACCUGGUCCCUGCCCCUCCCAACAGCUACCUGGGUAAAAUGCUCAAUUCUCAUGAGGCUCCAGUUGUUCCAUUUUCACAAAGAAGCAUAUUCAAGCACCUGUUUGUCCUUUUAUGUAAGCAAGCGUUCCUUUGUCUCUUUCUCUCAGGCUUCUCUCUGGACUCGGGCAUGAAUUUAAUCAAGAAGAAUGUGCUGACAGUAGUGGCAGGAGCUCCUCGGGCGAACCACAGCGGGGCAGUGGUGCUGCUGAAGAAAGGCGAGGAAUCGCAAAACAUAUUGCUGGAAGAGUACACCCUGGAAGGGGAGGGGCUUGCGUCAUCUUUUGGCUAUGAUCUGACUGUGCUGGAUCUCAACGGGGACAGCUGGCAGGACAUAGUUGUGGGAGCACCCCAGUACUUCGAGAAGGACGGAGAAAUCGGUGGAGCCGUUUACGUCUACAUCAACAAAGGAGGACAAUGGAACACAGUCAAACCGACCAGAAUAAACGGACCUAUAGACUCCAUGUUUGGCAUCGCUGUGGAAAAUCUGGGAGACAUAAAUAUGGAUGGUUACCAUGAUUUUGCAGUGGGAGCUCCUUAUGAGGACGAAGGGUUAGGGAAGGUUCACAUCUACAGUGGAUCAGCUACAGGACACAAACCUGCGCAGGUGCUGGAGGGCCAGCCUUUAGGUGUGAGGCUGUUUGGCUACUCUUUGGCAGGCAACAUGGACCUGGAUAAGAACUCCUACCCCGACCUGGCCGUUGGAUCCCUCUCCGACUCUGUCUUUGUGUUCAAAUCCCGGCCAGUUAUUAACAUCAAGAAAGAAAUCAAGUUCACGCCAAAGGAAAUCGACCUCACCAAAAAGAACUGUGCCAGUGGCUUUUGCUUGGACAUUGAGGCCUGCUUCACUUACACUGCCAACCCCAAGAGCUACGCUCCCAAACUGGUGGUGGCGUACAAUAUGCAGGCGGAUGCUGACCAAAGGAAGAAAGGUCUCAGUUCCAGAGCGACCUUCCUCGGGUCUACCUCCUCUGAAAACAUAGGGACCGUCGCCUUGAACAGCAAAGGAGCAAAAGAGUGCAUUAAACGUCAGCUUGUCAUUCAGGAAAACAUUCGAGACAAGCUGCAGGGGAUCCCCAUCCAGGUGUCUGUGGACAUCCAGAACACCAAACGUAAACGCAGGCAGAGCACAGGUCCUCUACCCCCUGUUCUAGACAGUCAGGAGCCAGGUCUAUCAGUGGUGAAUUUUCGGAAGGAGGGUUGUGGCAGCGACAAUGUUUGCCAGAGCAACCUGCAGGUGCAGUAUCGCUACGGCAGCAUUAAGAGUGACAACGUCAAGGAAUUUGUUCCAUUAAAACUGGACCUUGGCGUGCCCCAGAUUUCACUUGGUAAUCAGAAUUACAUCGCCUUGGAGGUCAAAGUGACAAAUCUCAAUGGAGAUGAUGCAUAUGAAGCACAUUUGGUGGCUUCCUUCCCACGCUCCAUGACCUACUCUACUCACCAUUUUACAACUAAUGAGAAGCAAAUCACCUGCAGUGCCAAUAAAGAAGGUUCCAAUUUGGAUUGUGAGCUUGGAAACCCUUUAAAAAAGGACUCAGAGAAGACCAUCUACAUUAUUUUGGGCACAUCCGGCAUCUCUCCCAACACUACUGAUCUGGAGAUUGAUCUUCAGCUAAAUACCACAAGCGACCAGCAGAAAAUAGCUCCUGUCAAAGCAAAGGCAAAGGUGGCCAUCAUGUUGCAGCUGACGCUAUCAGGACAAAUCCAGCCAUCUCAGGUCUACUAUACAGGAAAGGUCAAAGAUGCAGCGGCCAUGAAGACUGAAAGUGAUGUAGGCAGUGCCAUCAAACAUCAGUUCAGAAUAAUCAACUUGGGAAAGCGCUUGACGAAUUUUGGCAGUGCCACCCUUAUCAUCAGGUGGCCAAAGCUAACUACGGAUGGCAAUUUGCUGCUCUACCUGAUGGACAUCACCUCCACAGGAGUGGAGAAUCUGUGCUCUCCUAAAGAUGUGAUCAACAAUCUGAGCCUGGAACCAAGUAGCAACAGGAAUAGAAGAUCAGCAGGAAACUCCAAGGGAACUGAUGAAGGCGUGAUUUCCCGUUAUGAAAAGAAAACACGAUCUGUGUCCUGUGACAGUGGGGCACAAUGUGUGACCAUAAAGUGCCCCCUGCAGGGCCUGGACAGUAAUGCAGUCAUCACUUUUCACUCUCGCCUUUGGAACAGCACCUUCAUCAAGGAAUAUCCCCAGUAUCAUCAUGUGGAGGUGAUAGUGAAGGCCUCGCUGCACAUUGACAGCUCAAAGAACACAUUUGUGUCAAACGCUGAAACUGAGGCAAAACUGACGGUGUUCCCAGAGAUGCGUGCAGCGCAACAUGGAAGAGUGCCAUGGUGGAUCAUAUUGCUGUCGAUCCUCUUCGGCCUGCUGCUGCUGGGCCUCUUGGCUUUCCUUCUCUGGAAGUGCGGCUUUUUUAAUCGUGCCAAAUAUGAAGACAGAGUCCCCAGUUACAACGCAGUUCGGAUCAAACGGGAGGAGAGAAACAUUAAUGCUGGAAAUGGUAAUUGGGAGAACCUGGAGAAGAAGCCAUGGAUGACGACCUGGCACAAAAGCCAAUGACAUUUUUACUCAGAUCACACAGAUCCUCCGAUGCUUACAGAUAAACUACCAAUUCCAUUGAUUUUUUUCUGUCUUUGUAGAGCUCGGACUGUAAGUAAAGAAACAUUUUUUUAAAAACAAAAAGAAAAAAAAAAACUUUAAGAACUAAGUAUUGAUCAAACAUUCUGCUUCAGAGAGAUUUUAUGAGUCACUGGACGGAGAGAGGCAGUGUGGGUUCUGCAGUGCGAGCGUUUCCACAGUUUUUGUACAUUUUUUAAAAAUGUUUUGCAGAAUUGUGUGUAUUUAUUCUUUGUUGUUGCUACGUGUUCUUCUGGCCAAAGAGUCAUUCAGUGCUUACACAGGUGACUGUCAACUACAUUGCAUCCACCCCAGGCAAUUUUAAAAUCAUGUCUACGGAGUAUCUUGGUGUCAGAUAAAAUUUUUUGUAUGUUGUGCUCAAGGUGCCUCAGGUUGUAAAUUAACUUUAAACUCAUCCACAGUUUUCAAAUACACGGUUUGUAAAGUUACUUUUAAGCCUCUGCAGAACUUACUGGCUCUAUAGCAGAAAGGAGGUGGGAGCAAAAUAAAACCUUUUUUC